CACUUUUAAGCCCCCUGUCUAUGCGAGAAAACUCUGAUUCGGAACUCUUCAGAGUAGAUGUUCCUGUUGAGAAAAUCUCGCGCGUUUCCUCAAAUAGAGUGGGACUUUACGCAAUGAAACACGUCACCUGAUCGCGUUUGGCACCACGUCACGCGUUCAAUUAGUGCUAUUCUUGGCACAUCUGAUCUCAACUCUUCUCCAACGGUCAACAGAUUUAAGUAUGGCGUCUUGCCUCGCUUCCUUAUACCCCUUCUCUCGCGCCACCAACAUCUCUGAAGACGACAUGCCGCUUCCUGAAAAGCCCAUCGAGAACAUCCACCCGGAAAACAACACCCUUCCUCAUCUCACCUCCGACCAGGCUGCAGAGGGGCUUGUGGCUCUCGUCGACCAUAGUGCGAACCACACGGAUGUAUCCCAGGGGAUUCAUGCCAGCUCUCACACCAUCUUCUCCAUUCCGUGGAUUCACAAGCUCAUACCGGGUAUCGAGAAACUUGCCAAUGCCUAUCACAUUGGCAACUUCGUCGCCAUUCGUGGCUCGAAGGACCAGAUCUUCGAAGCCAUGCCCAUCUAUGCCAGAAUCGGGAUGCACCUCCUGUUCUACGGUAGCGGCCAGAUCAAGGUCCUUCACUGGCAGCACAUCGAGGAUCUUCUUCGGGAACAGUCAAUCAAGGAGGGCAAAGUAUAUGACAGCCCCGAGUCGACGGCUUCCAUCGCCUCCUUCGUGAAGACGUAUGAACUCAGCACUGACGAGUUGCUCGAGCCCGAUCUCUCCAAAUACAAGACCUUCAAUGAGUUCUUCUUUCGCAAACUCAAAUCUGACGCACGACCUGUUGCCCAUCCUGGGGACUCCUCGGCCUUCUGCAGCGCAGCAGACUGCCGCUUGACUGUUUAUCCUAGUAUUGAUCUGGCCAAAGAAUUCUGGGUCAAAGGUCACUGCAACUCCACCCUGCUCCUCUCCGCGUCUCAUUUGGCCAUGUACAGGUCGCCAGUUCACCGUUCCCAAUUUGCUUGGCGUCGAGCCAAACUCCGAGAAGGCUAUCACCUUUGAAGGAUCCAGUCUGGCUAUCUUCCGUCUUGCACCAUCUGAUUACCACCGCUUCCACUCCCCGUUGGACGGUACCGUUGGGGAGACGGUGCACAUUCCCGGACAGUAUUACACCGUGAAUCCACAGGCGGUGAACGAACCCGGUUUCGAUGUGUUCACUGCCAACUCCCGUUCGGUUCUCUAUCUAACUCACAGCGGUACCGGCCUCCCCGUUGCUUUCGUUGCGAUUGGUGCGCUUCUGGUUGGAAGCAUCCGUUGGACGAAUGGCGGCGAGCCAGGAGAGACGAUCAAGCAAGGCGAAGAACUGGGGUAUUUUGCGUACGGCGGAAGCACCGUUGUGGUCCUUUUCCCCAAGGGCGUCAUUGCAUUCGACGAUGAUCUCGUUUCGAACUCCGCGGUCCCCGUCGAGACUCUGGUGAAGGUCGGGUGGUCCCUUGGAAAGACCCCAAGCAAAGCAUAAAUUCCGAUUAAGUUCGUAUGCGACGUCUACAUGUGGAUUUUCGCCUGGGGAUUCAGUGAAUAUCGUGCCUUCCUGAUAUACGUUAUACCCAUAUCUGUGUGCAUACCUUAUUGAUAAAUUGGAUCAUAAAUAUUUCUUAGCUUGGGAUCAAUGUGUCCUCCUCCACUCGGCCAGCAUCUCUACACUGAUCAUUUUAAGCCCCCAGCGAUCGGCGAACGCCCUGCAGUCGUCGCGGCGAGCCAUCGUCCCUUGCGCAUCGUCGUUCACGAGUUCGCACAGCACACCUGCGGGAGGCAGCUUCGUGAGCCGGCACAGAUCGACCCCGCUUUCCGUGUGGCCCUUUCGUGCCAAAACGCCGCCUUCCACCGCACGCAGGGGCACCAUGUGGCCCGGACGUGUAAAAUCCGCCGGGACGGAAGACGGAGAGGCGAGAGCCCGGGCGGUGCGGCUUCGGUCUCCCGCAGAGAUCCCGGUGGUCACUCCUGUGCGCGCGUUCGGUAUGUGAGAGUAGAGCGCAUGGCGGGACACGCACCGUGUUUGUAGUCGACCGUGACCGUGUAUGCGGUACGAUGUCUCUCCUGGUUAUCCGGAACCAUCAUCGGGAUGUCGAGCUCCUUUAGUCUGUCCCCUGGGAGUGCGAUGCAGAUGUAGCCACUUGUUACAAGCUAAGUACACCGAAUGCAUUCACACAUCCGCCAGUUAGUUGCGCACCUGGUGUGUUUGAUCAUCCAUGCCAUUUUUUCGGUCGUGCAGUGGGCUGCAGCAAUUAUGAGAUCGCCCUCGUUCUCUCGAUUCUCAUCAUCCAUGACCACCAGAAACUCUCCGGCCUCAAACGCCGCCAGAGCAUCCUCCAUAGC
Messenger RNA from Mycena citricolor, 2362 nucleotides. The record is from the annotation of a GenBank genome assembly. NCBI's taxonomy places the organism in Eukaryota, Fungi, Basidiomycota, Agaricomycetes, Agaricales, Mycenaceae.